AUGGCUUUUGAAGCAGAAGCGAUUUUAGAUAAAGAUCUUCUCAUAAUCACUUAUCCAUUAGUGACGUUGGCUUCAUUUUUGCGAUUAAUGGAGAUCACAAUUGGCGGAUUACUUUUACCAUUGAUUUGUUUAGACAGAAUAUUCGCCACGUAUUUCGUUGCCGAUUAUGAGAAGAAUCGAAAAACAAAAACAUUUCUAGCAAUUCUUUUAUUUUGCGGUAUUCAAGGGGCAUUUAUUGUGCUAGCGGGAAUGUUUUUAAUUAUCAUUUAUCCAACUGAAUGCACAAUCAUCUCGGUCACCAUCGUUAGUGCAGUCGAAAUUGGGACUUUCGUUCUUUACUUCAAAAUCGUUUCGCUGAAUCGUCGAGCUCUGGACUGCAGCGAUAAAACGACGAAUUAUUUCGCGCAACUCAUCGGCAUUUCGUAUAAUUUAUUUUUAACAUUAGCUGCAAACGGUAGCAGCCUUUUGGUGGUGAUCAUCGUUGAAGAGUGGAGGGAUUCCGUGUUUCGCGUUUGGUUUAAAAUCAUUGUGAUUGAAGACACUUCUCUGAAACCUCAACUCGAGACUCAAGCUUAUUUCAAUUACUAUGCAAACGAGUGG
Molecule: messenger RNA, 600 nt
Organism: Mesorhabditis belari
Lineage: Eukaryota; Metazoa; Nematoda; Chromadorea; Rhabditida; Rhabditidae
Source: the annotation of a GenBank genome assembly